Molecule: messenger RNA, 2261 nt
Organism: Harpegnathos saltator (Jerdon's jumping ant)
Lineage: Eukaryota; Metazoa; Arthropoda; Insecta; Hymenoptera; Formicidae
Gene: dcma
Product: decima
Exons: 5
Coding region: 971-1699 (242 amino acids)
Cellular component (GO): membrane
Source: RefSeq, a predicted model, not a curated record
AGAUAGAGGAAGAAAGAGGGAGAGGAAGAGAAAGAGAGAAGAGGGAGAAUAAAGCGCGUGCGAGAACCACAUAUAAUACAUAACCGAGAGCACCGGCAGUGUAAAUCACCCCUCACGACCAAAAGGACCGCGAAGACGUCACAACGAAGCCUCGUGCGAUGUUGUCACUCGCGAAUUGCUGUUGGUGUCUUAAACCUAAAACCUUGUGAGAUUCUUAUCUGUUUGUUCGCUGAUGUAACAUUGAAUUUCGUGAAUGUACGAACUUGUCGAAUAUCACCAAAAUCCUCGAAUUGCGAGAUUACAACACAAACACAUCAGAAUUCUUAAAUGACAUGACAUACAAGAGUCAUUCAUACGCGUAACUUACGUUGAUUCGCGAAAAAUUGCAACAUAUAUUUAAUAUAUAUAAUAUUCAUCAUUCUACGAAAGAAAUCUACGUGCUGAAUGAGGCGAUAAGUCGCGUUAUAUCCACUUUCUUCAACGGUGCGACAGCACGAUCGUGUUCAUGAUCGACUCGGUUCUAAUGUUGAUGAAUGGAAUUUUAAUCUUACGGAAAAAGUUCUCAUUAUAUUACUAUGCUCUAUUAGAACAUGUUACGUGAAUUUUUAAAGAGCAUAUGAAAAGAUCGAACAUACUCCAAUACCCAAGAGAUGAAUAUACUGUCAAGCUGAGAGAACGAUAAGCUUAUUAUCAGUCAGCUUUAAGUGAGCCGAGAUUGAUCGUGUAAAAAUAACCGGUGUAUGACAGAAAAAAAGAAAAAAAAAGAAAGAAAAGAGAAUCUCAUAGCGAGAAUGUACAUAAAGUGUACUUCAGCGAUUAUCGGUGUACAAUUCGUAAUCGCGAAGACCGCCUUCUUGGGGAUAAAUUUCGAUGUAUUUUAUAUGGUCGCUUACCUCGACUACUAAAAAUGUACGCGGAAGUUAUCAUUGUACCGGGUGAUUGGCGAGCGGAUUGUUUGUAAUAAGAUCAGAUGAUGACGGAUUCGCCGACACCUUCGACCAGCAGACAUCACGACGAUAAAUACGACAAGCCUGAGAAACCCGAUAAGGCAGUGUUAUUGCAAAUUCAAGACAUAAACAGUCAAGUAGCACAGUUUCGAGAUUUGCUCAUUAAUAUCGGACAAUCGCGCGAUUGUCCGGAGUUACGCGAAAAAAUACGAAAAAUGCGUCGUAACUGUGUGGAGACUUGCAAACAUACCUCUCAACUGGUACUGCCACAUGUGCGAAGCGCUAUGGACGUCGGAAUACCGGUGGAUAGCCCGAAUUUAGUAUUGUUGUUUUAUGUGGCGCAACUUUUCUUACGUGAACUGCAUAAAAGCAAAAAUCUUAUACGAAUCAUACCUAUGGACAUGUCCGGAUAUUACGAGAGCCGUACCGGUCCUUCGUAUAUCAGCAAUGUGGUUUCGCAGAUCCUCUUGUGCAAACAGAUUAGACCAGACUUCAAUGAAGAGGAACUUUGUAGCAUUCGAAAGGACUCGGAAGAGAUCAGCAAACUGAUAGCAGAGCUACAAGAAUUUAUGCCGCAAUCCGAGGCUGACACGGAGAAACUCGUGGCCCUUCACAACCCAGGGAACAAAAUCAAUCGAAACAACGGGAUACGGAGAAUGCACCAAUGGAACAGCAAUACGGAACGACAAUCAUCCUAUUUCCGCAAUGGUUUUAGGUUUUUAUGCUGUGCCGCGAGCACAAAUUACGUUUAACGUAUAAUUCGUUUUACUUCGUUCUUAAAAGUGAUAUUUUUAUUUAUAUGUAAAUAAUGAUACAAUAAUACAAUAAUUCUGAUGCUAGAUUUCUCAAAUGAAAAUAGAAAUUAAUUGUAUUUGGAUUCUGACCAUGAACAAGACAAUUGUUAAGGGCACAUUUGUUUAAUUUAGGAAGUACUUAAAAAAAGCAAAUGCCAGCUGCGAAAAUUUAGUGCCACUAAAAAAAUUUCAAGAUAAUUCUUUUCUGAAAGUACUUUGAGAAUGCACAUAAUAUAUUGCUAAUGCCCAGAAUCUUAAAUAAUCAUUUGCUAGCAGGGAUCUACAAUUGAGAGUAUAAUUUCUAUUAAUAGUAAAGACGGAGAAAGAUCAUAUAAAUAUGGAUACGGAAACAUUUUCUUUGUAAACUUUUUAUUUGUUACAAGAAUUUGUAAGAAUAUACACAUGAUUGAAGAUAUGACAUUAACGUAGAAGUUUCUCUUUUGACUAAAAAAGGCUACUGAAAUAGGUUCCCUCAUGCUAUUAUAUAUUAUAUACUUUAGUUUGAUAUCUCAUUGAUUAU